AUCGAGCUCAAGAUCAAGAACCACAACAAUAACAAGCACGUGGCGGCGGCUUGACCCUUGAAGAACCCUAAUACCCUUGACCUCUACCGCCUGUACCGCCUCCCCUGUGACCCCCUGAGAAGUAUUGACCACUUAAUACGCCUGUGACCCACUUAGAGGACACCACCAGGGCAGGAGAGUGAAUUAGAGCGCCAUCACCAGCCAUAUGAGGACAGUCCACCCGUGUCGAGACGUUUAAAAGGAGCAUAAAAACGUUCCUGAUCUCAAAGGUAUAUUACAAAGGCAUCCAUAUUUAAAGAGAAAGGACGUGUAAUGGGAUUUGUGCGGAUAUAAAGACAAUAGCAUCACAGGAAGAGGACAAAGGAAGAUUUUACAGCUUGUCACCCGGAGUGUUGGUUAUAUAGACUAGAGGGAACGUUUCGCCAAUCAAGACAAUGGCAGGUUUCCGGGAGCCUCCCCCAAAGAAGCCCAAACCUGACGGCAACGAGUUCAACACCAACUCCUCCCACAUCCCAGUCCAGGCCAGCCCAAGCCGCUCAGCCAACGGUCAUGUCAAGCCACGGGCGGACAGCUCCUCACCCACAGGCAACCUUAAACACAAGGGGCCUGGAGGGGGAGGAGGCCCAUCUCACAACCCCAACAGGAACCCAGAGCAGCUGAGGAACCUGUUGAACCAGAGACAUGCGCUCCCCAUCUUCCCCGCACGAGCCAAGCUUCUGGAGGAGCUGAAGAAACACCAGACUGUGAUUGUCAUUGGGGAGACUGGCAGCGGCAAGACAACGCAGAUCCCACAGUACAUCCACGAGGAGAGGCUGGACCGCAGGGGGGCAAUAUGCGUCACUCAGCCUAGGAGGGUGGCGGCCAUCUCCAUCGCCAAGCGGGUAGCCGAGGAAAUGGACACCAACCUUGGGGGACUAGUGGGCUACUCCGUUCGUUUCGAGGAGGCUGUGUGUCCGGCGACGAAGGUUAAGUACGUCACCGAUGGGAUGCUGUUACGGGAAGCAAUCUCCGACCCCCUGUUGAGCCGGUACAGCUGGGUGGUGCUGGACGAGGCUCACGAGAGGACGAUAAACACGGACGUUCUCUUUGGGAUCGUAAAGGAUGCGCAGAAGGCUCGGAAAUCCAACCCUGGCCAAGAGUCUCUGAAGCUGAUCAUCAUGUCGGCUACGAUGGAUGUGGAUCACUUCAGUAAGUACUUCGAUAACUGCCAGGUGCUGUACGUGGAGGGCCGGCAGCACCCCAUAGAGAUGUUCUACACCAAGAAGCAACAAGACGACUAUGUGAUGACCGCCAUGACCACAGUGUUCCAGAUCCACCGCGUCGCACCUCCACAACACGAUAUCCUCGUCUUCCUCACCGGACAGGAGGAAAUUGACUCUGUGACAGCCAGCUUGCGACAGAUAGCCAAGGACCCCAGCCUGUCGGAUUGCCCCAGGAUGAGAGUGUUAGCUCUGUACGCCGCCCUGCCAGCCAACCAGCAACUUGAUGUCUUCCGUGCGACAGCAGAAGGGGAGAGGAAGGUCAUUGUCAGUACAAAUAUUGCGGAGACCUCCAUCACCAUCCCGGGAAUACGUUACGUGGUGGACUCAGGGCGGGCGAAGAUACGGACAUACCACGCGGGCAGCGGAUUCGAUGCUCUGAAGGUCAAGAAAAUAUCGCAGGCCCAGGCAUGGCAGCGGGCAGGUAGAGCGGGACGAGAGGCACCGGGGAACUGCUACCGAGCCUACACGAGGGAGGAGUUUGAGGCACUGGACGCCAACCCUACACCAGAGAUUCUCCGGUCAAACUUAGCGAGCGUGAUACUGCAGCUUCUGGCAAUGGGGUUGAAGAAUGUGCUAAGCUUUGACUUCAUCGACAAGCCCAGCACGACGAACAUAGACACAGCGGUGGUUCAGCUGACCUUCCUCGGGGCUGUUGUGACAAAGGGUGACACUCUCGAGCUGACAGAGACGGGAAGGAAAAUGGCACAGUUCCCACUUGAGCCUCGCUAUGCUAAGGUCAUCCUCUCUGGCCCUGAACAUGGAUGCACGGAUGAGGUGUUAACAAUCAUCUCAGCCCUGUCCAGCGAGUCCAUCUUCGUCAACCCGAGCGGCAAGAAGGAAGCAGCAGCCAACGCCAGGAGGAAGUUUACCUCCGUUGAGGGCGACCACAUAACGCUCCUCAAGAUCUUCCGGGCCUUCAAAGCCGCCAAGAAAAACAAGAUGUGGUGUCACGAAAACUUCCUCAACUUCCGCAACCUCAACUAUGCGUGUGAGGUGCGCAAACAGCUGGCCCAGGUGUGUCAGAGGUGCGGGGUGGCCAUUGCCUCUUGCCAGCAGAAGACAGACUCAGUGCGAAGAUGUCUUGCCAUGGGACUCUUCACCAACGUGGCAGAAUUGCAGCUGGACGGCAAAUACCUCACACUGGACACCAAGCAAGAGGCCGCGCUGCAUCCCACCUCCGCGCUCUUUGGAGGGAAGCCCGCAUACGUCCUCUUCACAGAGCUGGUACACACGGGAAAGGCGUACAUGCACCUUAAUUCCAUUGUGGACCCCGAGUGGCUGUACGAGAUCGCCCCGGAGUACUUCAGGAAAAAGCACAUCAAGAGGUGAAAGAGGCAGAAGGGGUGAAGGGCCGGGGUAGGCGUGAUGAGGGAGGGGAGUGGGGGGAGUGUGUUCAGGGGUAGGGUGAAGGGUAAGGGAUGGGGAGAUUUGGAGGAUUAGGGAAAUGGGGAGAAUAAAUGACAAGCAAUGAUAGGGUGACGUCAAGUUACCCAACAUGAAAAUGUUAGGGAUUUGUGCAGCAUUUUUUACUCAUUAUUCUUAUUCUGUAUACAAUAAAAACUACAUUAUAUUAAGUUUCAUGAAUUACUUAUCAAGGGAAUAUGAUUCAUUCUUUCUUUAAAUUUAUAGAAUAAGUCCACUCAAUCAUUCCAAGUCACUGGAAGUACUUUCCUACACCUUUUUGUCCUGCACUCCCCAGCCCUUUACUGCAUCAUCACCCGUGUGAUUGUAUUGUGUGUAUGUCUUUCCGUGCAGGAGUGAGCCAGUGAGAGGGAGAGAUCUUGUUCCCAUCACUAAAAUUCUAAUAGUAAUUAUUUAACUUCUGUUUUACAAACUAUGUUACUACCUUUGUUGUCCUAAAUAGAUUAGAAGUAAGAGACGACAGACAAUCUUCAUUAUGCAUCACCACUUCAUUCAACAAUGGCUAAGACACUUAGGUUUGUGACAUGAUUGAGUUCUAUUUUGCAAUUGAGAUACUUCAUUUGACCACAUGAUGAGGAAUGUUCAUGUCUUCCAAAUUCUAAACAAGUUUUUCUCUUAUUUUGAGUGUGUCGGCUCCCUGGCCUUCAUGGCGUGUGCCAAUGUGGGAACAGUAAUGAUGAGGCAUGUGAUCCUGGAGGCAGGGAUGGACAGUGACCUGCUCUGAGCAUUGUUGUGCAUUCCAGGCUCUUUUCUCAUAAUGCAGUGCAAUGUAUGUGUACACACACACACACACACACACACACACACACACACACAACUACACACACACACACACACACACACACACACAAA
This is a messenger RNA of Eriocheir sinensis (Chinese mitten crab), 3536 nucleotides long. RefSeq names its product ATP-dependent RNA helicase DHX33-like. Lineage: Eukaryota; Metazoa; Arthropoda; Malacostraca; Decapoda; Varunidae. Gene Ontology annotation, biological process: positive regulation of transcription by RNA polymerase I. The coding region runs from base 435 to 2591 and encodes 718 amino acids. Gene Ontology annotation, cellular component: intracellular anatomical structure; nucleolus. Gene Ontology annotation, molecular function: RNA binding; ATP binding. The record is from RefSeq and is a predicted model, not a curated record. The transcript has 5 exons.